AUGGACGACCACCAGGACGCCGCGUCGUAUGCUGCCUCGGGUUACGGCCGCCGCAUGGGCUGGGGCAAGCGGCCUGCCCUCUUGUUGAUUGACAUUUGCAAGGCCUACUGGACCCCCGGCUCGCCGCUCGACUUGUCCGCCAACCCAGACGCCGUCGGCGUCCCGGCCAGUGCCGAGCGCUUGGUCAACGCUGCUCGUGACGGCGGCUGCCCCGUCGCCUGGACCGUCGUCGAGUACACCCAGCCGGACAUGGCGGACGCGGGCCUCUUUUGGCACAAGGCCAAGACGCUCGCGGUGUGGCAGGCGGGCAGCGAGCUCAACAGGCAGGGCCUCGCCGACUUUGUCAGCGACACCUUGACGCCCCGCCCCAAGGACAUUGUCGUCAAGAAACGCUACGCCAGCGGCUUUUUCGGAACCACCCUCGCCACCGAGCUCGCCGUCCAGGGCAUCGACACCGUCGUCGUCUGCGGCGUCAGCACCAGCGGCUGCGUCCGCGCGUCGACCCUCGACGCCAUGCAGAGCGGCUUCCGUCCCAUGGUCGUCGCCUCGGCCUGCGGCGACCGCUCCAAGGCCAUCCAGGACGCCAACUUGUUUGAUCUCGACAGCAAGUAUGCUGACGUCGUCGCAGAAGAGGAAGCACUCGACAAGUUGAGGAAGGGUUGGCUAUAG
This is a messenger RNA of Sporothrix schenckii 1099-18, 669 nucleotides long. RefSeq names its product maleamate amidohydrolase. The transcript has a single exon. The record is from RefSeq and is a predicted model, not a curated record. Bases 1 to 669 code for a protein of 222 amino acids. NCBI's taxonomy places the organism in Eukaryota, Fungi, Ascomycota, Sordariomycetes, Ophiostomatales, Ophiostomataceae.